Molecule: messenger RNA, 1251 nt
Organism: Rubroshorea leprosula
Lineage: Eukaryota; Viridiplantae; Streptophyta; Magnoliopsida; Malvales; Dipterocarpaceae
Source: the annotation of a GenBank genome assembly
GCGAAGCAAGCGGUGGAAUUUAGGAACAAGAAAGGGAUCGGGACUGUGCGGGAAAAAGCUGAAACAAAAUCACUAAAAAAAACCCCAAAAUUUCCGACUCUUCCUCCCUUCAAAUCCUAACCAAGCAAAGUAGCCGGCAACAAUGGCCUCGUCGUCGAGCAGCGGCCUAACCUUCAAGCUUCACCCACUGGUUAUCCUCAACAUAUCCGAUCACUAUACUCGAGUCAAAUCUCAGAUGAACCCUCCAAUCUCAUCCGGCAGCACCACCACUACCAACAGUAUCAACGGCGGCGACCAGCAACAGAACCAAUUGCCGCCUAGGGUUUACGGAUGUGUAAUCGGGGUGCAGAGAGGUCGCACUGUUGAGAUCUUCAACAGCUUCGAGCUUCUCUACGAUCCUUCCACUCACUCACUCGACCGCGUUUUCCUCCUGAAGAAGCAAGAGCUCUAUAAGAAGGUUUUCCCUCAAUUUUACAUACUUGGAUGGUACUCCACUGGGAGUGAUGCUCAGGAAUCUGAUAUGCAUAUCCAUAAAGCUUUGAUGGAUAUUAAUGAAAGCCCUGUUUAUGUUCUGCUCAAUCCUUCAAUCAAUCAUGCCCAAAAGGAUCUUCCCAUCUGCAUCUAUGAAAGUGAGUUGCACGUCAUAGAUGGUAUUCCACAGCUUAUUUUUGUCCGCUCAAGCUACACAAUUGAGACGGUUGAAGCAGAAAGGAUUUCAGUUGAUCAUGUUGCGCAUCUUAAGCCGUCAGAUGGAGGUACAGCAGCAACACAAUUGGCUGCCCAUCUCACUGGCAUACACAGUGCGAUCAAGAUGCUCAAUAGCAGAAUCAGGGUGCUUCACCAAUAUCUUGUCGCAAUGCAAAAGGGUGAUAUUCCUUCUGAGAACUCACUGUUAAGGCAAGUAUCAAGUCUCCUAAGAAGGUUGCCAGCCAUUGAAUCAGAAAAAUUUCAAGAUGAUUUCUUAAUGGAGUACAAUGACACAUUGUUGAUUACUUACCUUGCAAUGAUCACUAAUUGCUCGAGUGCAAUGAACGAGCUUGUCGACAAAUUCAACACAGCAUAUGACAGACAUAGCCGGAGAGGUGGACGGACUGCUUUUAUCUGAGAACUGGUAGGUUUUGCAUGGCAGUCGCACGGACUAAUGUCACUUUUCUGUGCUACUGGCUUCUUUUGUGCCUGGCACACAGCAGCUUGGGAAUCUGUGAUGCUGCCAGGCCCUGAAAAUGAUCGAGACAGAAAUAAAUAUCAACA